CCUAUCAAUGCCAAUCAGUGCCACCUAUCAGUGCUGCCAAUCAGUGCCACUUCAGUGCCUCCUCAUCAGUGUCCAUCAGUGCAGCCUAUCAAUGCCCACCACUGCAGCCUCAUUAGCGCAUAUCAGUGAAGGAGAAAAAUCACUUAUUUACAAAAUUUUAUAACAAAAGCUAAGAAAAAAACUUUUUUUUUUUUCAAAAUUUUCAGUGGUUUUUGGUUUGUUUAAGAAAAAAUAAAAAACCCAGAGGUGAUUAA
Molecule: messenger RNA, 254 nt
Organism: Staurois parvus
Lineage: Eukaryota; Metazoa; Chordata; Amphibia; Anura; Ranidae
Source: the annotation of a GenBank genome assembly